Asparagus officinalis (garden asparagus) is the source of this 2105-nucleotide messenger RNA. RefSeq names its product hexokinase-2, chloroplastic. The transcript has 9 exons. Gene Ontology annotation, molecular function: mannokinase activity; fructokinase activity; glucokinase activity. Gene Ontology annotation, cellular component: cytosol; mitochondrion. Gene Ontology annotation, biological process: glucose 6-phosphate metabolic process; intracellular glucose homeostasis; glycolytic process. NCBI's taxonomy places the organism in Eukaryota, Viridiplantae, Streptophyta, Magnoliopsida, Asparagales, Asparagaceae. The record is from RefSeq and is a predicted model, not a curated record. The coding region runs from base 548 to 1834 and encodes 428 amino acids.
CUGGAACUUCCUCGUCGGCCACAACAGGGUCGAGGAGGGCUACCCGAAGGCCAUCCAUUACACGAUGGGCGGGCCGUGGUUCGACAGGUACAGGGACUGCGAGUUUGCGGACUUGUGGCUCAAGGAGCUGGAGGAGAUGGAGAGCGGUGAGAAGAAGGGGGAGGGUCAGAAGGGGAAGGAUCAGAAGGACGAGGAGGUUAUCGAUCGAGAAUAGGCGAUCGUUCUUGAGAUUGAAUUCCAUUUGUAUGUCUGUAUUGCUUGAUGUUGGUUGCUGGAUGUAUUGGUCCGAUUUGUUAUUAGGCCGUCGCCGUUGGAGGUGGUGAUUAGUAUGUGAUUUAUGGGUUUAUGAUAAAUUCGAUUUGAUUCUAUCCAUCUGCAUUGUCUGAAUUAUUGCUAUAUUCGUUGAUCAGAUAAAAAGGCGUAGGCCUGUUAAAAUCUCUUCAUAGGAGAGUUUCCUGUUUCUGAUUUUGAUUUUUAUGCUAAAUUUGAUUUUGAUUCUAUCCACGUGCCGGUGCCGCGCCAAGUGGCGGACGUGAUGUAGGCGGAUAUGAGGGCGGGGCUGGUCGCUGAUGGCGGGAGUGAUCUCAAGAUGAUCCUGAGUUACGUCGAUUCUCUUCCCACUGGGGAUGAAAAGGGUCUGUUUUACGCGUUGGAUCUUGGUGGAACAAAUUUCCGGGUGCUGAGGGUGCAAUUGGGAGGAAAGGAGAGCCGAGUGGUCGAUACUGAAUUCGAGCAAGUUGCAAUUCCUCAGGAGCUCAUGCAUAGUACUACGGAGGAGUUGUUUGAUUUUAUUGCUUCUGAGUUAGCAAGGUUUGCAGCGAAGGAGAGUGCGAGGUUUCGCUGGCCUCAAGGGAGGAAAGGAGAGAUUGGUUUUACAUUUUCUUUUCCUGUGAGGCAGACUUCAAUUGACUCAGGCAUUUUUAUCAAGUGGACAAAGGGUUUUGCUGUCUCUGGGACAGCAGGAAAGGACGUCGUUGAAUGCUUAAAAGAAGCAAUGAAAAGACAGGGUUUAGAUAUGCGGGUAUCAGCCUUGGUGAAUGAUGCAGUUGGAACACUAGCUGGAGCUCACUACUGGGAUGAAGAUGUGGUGGUUGCGGUAAUUCUGGGUACUGGUACCAAUGCAUGCUAUAUUGAGAGGAUGGAUGCCAUUGCUAAAAUGGGGAAACUUGCCGAUGGGUCAGGAAAAACGAUUAUCAACACUGAAUGGGGGGCAUUCUCAACUGGUCUUCCUUUGACUGUUUUUGAUAGAGAUAUGGAUUCUGAAAGCAUUAAUCCUGGAGAGCAGAUAUUUGAGAAAACAAUCUCUGGAAUGUACCUAGGUGAAAUUGUAAGAAGAGUGCUGCUUAAGAUGGCAAAAGCAUCAGCUUUGUUUGGAUAUCCUGUGCCUGACAAGCUAUCCACUCCUUUUGUGCUCAGGACUCCUGAUCUUUGCGCCAUGCAGCAGGAUGAUUCCAAGGAUCUGAAAGAAGUCGAGACAAUAUUGAGCAACACCAUUGGUGCAACAUACUCUACCUUAGGAGCCAGAAAAAUCGUGGUGGAGGUCUGUGACACCAUUGUGAAGCGAGGUGGAAGAUUGGCAGGAGCAGGGAUUGUGGGAAUUCUGCAAAAAAUGGAGCGAGAUUCCAAAGGCCUCGUCUUUGGAAAGAGAACGGUGGUUGCCAUGGAUGGUGGCCUUUAUGAGCAUUAUCCUCAGUAUCGAAACUAUCUCAAGGAAGCUGUUACAGAGUUACUUGGUUUCGAGAUUUCGAGAAAUGUGAUAAUUGAACACACAAAAGAUGGUUCUGGCAUUGGAGCAGCUCUUUUAGCCGCUUCUAAUUCAAAGCAUGUAUCUUAGCUCUAGAGUGGAAUGGCGAUCUCUGAAAGUAGUUCAUCCAGCAAUUUCUAUAUCCUCGUUUACUAUCAAAAGGAGGCUUCAGAUAGGAACAUGAGAUUAUUUGUGGAGAAUUAGUUUGUGACAAUUUUUGAGAGCCGUAUAUUUCGUGUAAUUGGUUUUUUUCUUUUUUCCUUUCCCUGCUGGCGAGUUAAGAGAGUCGCGUGAUUUGUAAUGCAGCAUUGGUAAACUAUUAUCUAAUUUGUAACUCGAACUGUUGAGAAUUAUGUUUUCA